Messenger RNA from Branchiostoma belcheri (Belcher's lancelet), 720 nucleotides. Its product is annotated as heme-binding protein 2-like. NCBI's taxonomy places the organism in Eukaryota, Metazoa, Chordata, Leptocardii, Amphioxiformes, Branchiostomatidae. The transcript has 5 exons. The record is from RefSeq and is a predicted model, not a curated record. The coding region runs from base 111 to 677 and encodes 188 amino acids.
AUCACUACGUUACGCAAGUGUAUGCAGAGCUGUGAGUUACGCAAGUGUUACACAAGAGUCAGUUCUACUGAAACAGGCAAACGGAUCGGUCAAGAAAUAGAAAACGCUUCAUGAUGGCGGGAUUGUUCAAGACAAUAUUCGGCAAGCUGGACUGCCCCAACUACAAAGUCGUCACGUCUACAGCUGAUUACGAAGAGCGCCUGUAUGAGGGAGCCAGAUGGACCAGCACGACUAUCCCUGACAUAGAGCACAAGGCGGCAAGGAGCACGGGCUUUAGAAGACUUUUCAAUUACAUUUCUGGGCAUAACGAGAAAAAGGUGAAGAUCCCGAUGACAGUACCAGUGCUCACGAAGGUAGAACCAGGAGACGGGCCGUUCUGUAAAACUGACUUUACCGUGUCGUUCUUCGCGCCGUACGCUGACCAGGCCGAGGGUACGCCCCAGCCCUCUGACCCAGAUGUUUUUAACAGCUCACUGCCUGAAAUGACAGCUUAUGUUAGGUAUUUCGGUGGGUUUGCUAGCGAUGAAGACUUCACGAAGCAAGCGGAGACCCUGGCGAAAAGCCUCGACAGCGCUGGGAAGAACUAUCACAAAGACCACUACUACACAGCCGGCUACAACAGCCCUUUCAAACCGAUAAACAGGCACAACGAAGUUUGGUUCAUCAAGUCAGAUUGAGGAGAUUGUACUAGUGUAACUUUAUGUCUUCCACCGACGUCGU